AGCGUGCAGGCCGCCCGCAACGCCGCGUGCGCGGCCGGGCGCUACAACGAGCAGCCCGACGACGCGGUGCCCAACUACCCCAAGCGCGCGUGCCGCUUCGAGCGCUCGCGCCUCGGGCCCUGCGCCGGCCUCGGCCCCCACGGCGACUACGGCUACGGCAGCGGCCGGCCCUGCGUGCUCGUCAAGGUCAACCGGGUCAUCAACUUCUUCCCGGGCAAGAACAAGAGCAUCAACAUCGUCUGCGCCGCCAAGCGCGAGGAGGACGCGGCCCUGCUGGGCCCCAUGCAGCUCUUCCCCCCCAACGGCACCAUCGACCUCAUGUACUUCCCCUACUACGGGAAACGCGUCCACGUGAACUACACGCAGCCGGUGGUGGCCGUGCAGUUCUCCAACGCCACGGCCAACGUGGAUCACCACGUGGAAUGCCGCCUCAACGCCGCCGGGCUCCGCACCGACGACGAGCGCGACAAAUUCGCCGGCCGCGUGGCCUUCCGCCUCCGCAUCAACCGCGACUGACCCCGCCCGGAGCCCCCCGUAGCCCCCCGGCUCCGCCCCCGCCGCCGCCGCCGCCCCCCGCUCGGGUCUAAUCGCCCGCCCCGCCCCCGUCGGGAUGCUCCUAAUCUGAGAAUAAUAAAUGUACAUAGAUAUUUUUUAUAUGAUAAAUCUAUUAAACGGUGCAGUAGGGCCCUGGCUCGUCCGCUCCCGC
Onychostruthus taczanowskii (white-rumped snowfinch) is the source of this 706-nucleotide messenger RNA. RefSeq names its product ATPase Na+/K+ transporting subunit beta 2 (gene ATP1B2). The annotation marks the transcript as partial. The record is from RefSeq and is a predicted model, not a curated record. NCBI's taxonomy places the organism in Eukaryota, Metazoa, Chordata, Aves, Passeriformes, Passeridae. Gene Ontology annotation, cellular component: sodium:potassium-exchanging ATPase complex. Gene Ontology annotation, molecular function: ATPase activator activity. Gene Ontology annotation, biological process: sodium ion export across plasma membrane; intracellular potassium ion homeostasis; intracellular sodium ion homeostasis. The transcript is spliced from 4 exons.